Messenger RNA from Dunckerocampus dactyliophorus (ringed pipefish), 4074 nucleotides. RefSeq names its product NK2 homeobox 4a (gene nkx2.4a). The record is from RefSeq and is a predicted model, not a curated record. Gene Ontology annotation, cellular component: nucleus. NCBI's taxonomy places the organism in Eukaryota, Metazoa, Chordata, Actinopteri, Syngnathiformes, Syngnathidae. Gene Ontology annotation, molecular function: RNA polymerase II cis-regulatory region sequence-specific DNA binding; DNA-binding transcription factor activity, RNA polymerase II-specific. The transcript has 2 exons. The coding region runs from base 246 to 1298 and encodes 350 amino acids. Gene Ontology annotation, biological process: cell differentiation; regulation of transcription by RNA polymerase II.
UGACUAUUGUUUAGCGCUUUAGGCGCGUUGCUCCGCCCCCCCACUGUGUUUGUCAUAAACCUGGCUCCUGGCUCCAAUAAACCCGGGCUAAGAGCGCCCUGGGCUCGCCUCCUUCUCCAAGGCGAUCAAUAGGAUCUCAGGCGCACUCCAAGCCUCUCUUACGUAGACAUCCAACAAGGAGAGAGCCGACACAACAACACGCUUGAGCUGCUCCAACACAAAAAAAUCUACCUGCUUUCUGAAUCAUGUCGUUGAGCCCAAAGCACACAACGCCUUUUUCAGUGACAGAUAUUUUGAGUCCAAUCGAGGAGACCUACAAGAAGUUUAGUGCCAUGGACGGCGCAGGGAACCUAACCUCUCCACUGGGAGCCUACCGGCAGCCUCAGGUGUCUCAGACCGGCAUGCAGCAGCACUCCAUGGGCCACAACACCGGCGUGGCCACCACCUACCACAUGCCGCACUCCGUGUCCCAGUUCUCCCACAGCGCCAUGGGGGGAUACUGCAAUGGGAGCAUUGGCAAUAUGGGAGAGCUGCCGUCCUACCAGGAGAGCAUGAGGAAUAGUGCUGCAGCAACAGGCUGGUACAGCACCAACCCGGAUCCAAGAUACUCCACCAUUUCUAGAUUCAUGGGACCUUCCACAGGUAUGAACAUGGCGGGCAUGGGGGGUCUCACCGGGAUGGCGGACGCCUCCAAGUCCAUGCCGGUGCUGCACGCUGCACCCAGGAGGAAGCGGCGCGUCCUCUUCUCGCAGGCUCAAGUCUACGAGCUGGAGAGGAGGUUCAAGCAGCAGAAGUACCUGUCGGCACCGGAGAGGGAGCACCUGGCCAGCAUGAUUCACCUGACGCCGACCCAGGUGAAGAUUUGGUUCCAGAACCACCGAUACAAGAUGAAGCGCCAAGCAAAGGACAAGGCGGCGCAGCAGUUGCAGCAGCAACAGCAGCAGAACCAACAACAACAACAGGACGGGACCAUGUGCCAACAACAGGCCCAGUCCCCGAGGCGUGUAGCCGUACCAGUUCUGGUCAAGGACGGCAAACCCUGUCAGAACGGCUCCAACACGCCGACGCCGAACCAGCAGGCUGUGCAACAGCAGCAGAGCCAGCAACAGAACGGAGCCGGAGUGGUGCUAGGCCAGCACCAGAACCAGCAGCAGGUGAACGCUUUGGACCUGGAGGAGAUGUCGCCCAGCCCCCCUUCCCUGCACAGCCAGCUCAGCAUGGCUCAGAUAGACAGUUCUGCUGUAGAUUACACCAGUAACAUGGUCAGCUCGAACCUCCUCUACGGCAGAACGUGGUAGGACCGAUGCAGCCACUUUUCUAUCAACCUGCGGAUGAUGAGCCCAUCACACACACACACACACACACACACACACACACACACACACACACACACACACACACACGCAUACAGUAUAUAAAUAAAGUAAAAUAAAAGAGAGGCCCCUGGGGACGCACUGACAAGAAGUACCAGCUGAUCAGGGCACAUUUUCUUGACAUCUCUAAAGGAGGGAGUCUAUUUUUGAACAUUACACACAUGCUUGACCUUUCAAGACGCUUUGGACCCCUUUUGUAAUCUUUUGGACCUUCCUCAUGAUGUUUUAAUGCUAGUCUAUGUUGAGAAAAAAAGAAUAUGGGACAGAGGUGAGAUCCAGUUUGACGUCACAGCCUGGCGUUUUGUCAUAUUGUAAACUAAUGUAUUCGAUUAGAAUAUGAAAUAAAUUAGGGACUUGUCUAACACGACAAUGCGUUUUAAUUGUACAAUACUCGUUAUUUGGUUUCUUUAUUCUUUUUGUAAGUUAAAACGGAACAAAUGGAGCUGCUGUAUAUGUUUCAAACCCAAGUGAACAAUAAGAAUAAAUAACUUGAAGUGUGAGAGCUAUUUCGGAGGAAGUUUUUUUUUUGAAGAAGAAGAAUUUGUUUUGAAGUGCAUUUUCAUUAUGUUGUGAUUGAGACCAAAUUGAGCUGGAAAGCAAGGUCGAUGAGGGAGCCAGUAUUGUUCAGGUGACAUUUUGAAGGGCUGCCUUUUAUACUGGAUGUCUGCAAUAAAACCGGAACAUAUCCCCUCUGAAAAUCAUUAACAACCAUUAACUAACACUUGCCAACAGGGAAACCACUAUGUGCAAUGUAUACAUCUACAGUAUACAUGCAUGUAGGAUACUCGGAUCCAGCUCCUCUAACGUGAUCGUUUGGCUUUUAUAGGCCUUCUUUUGCCGUUAUCUGAUUGUACGGUUUCAUUUUUGAACGCAACCUCCCAUAAUUACAACCACUUAUUAUUUUUGAUGAAUAGUUGUAUGUAAUAAUAAUAAUAAUAAUAAUAAUAAUAAUAAAAAUAAGUACGAACAAUUGCAAAUAAUAAUAAUGAAUAAUACAUCAAACUAGUGCGUCCCCCCACCCCCUUUCUUGCUAAAACCUUGGGUAAGGAUGAGGCUACCAACACUUAAUCCAAAUCUAUAAUAAUAAUCAUGAAAAAUAUCGAAUUCUUAAUGUGAAAACAAGAUCGUGUCAGUUUUCACGUGUACAUGUUAUUCUGACUAAUCCGGCAAAUAUGGCUGUAUGUAUUAUUUGUUGACGCUCAGAUCGCGGAUUGUUGUAUUUUGUGCAACAAGUUUCACUAUCCACAGGUGCAUCCCAAUAAAUGAGAAUCUCUUUGUUCAUUAAUUAUAGUAGUCGAGUUUAAAAAGUGAAACUGUAUUCUGUGGAUUCGUUACACAGUGAAAUACUUCAUGAAUGUUUUUCUCAAUUUGGAUGAUUGCUCAUUAUAGCCUGUACUAUACUAUUAUAACAUCCUACCCAUCACAGAUAAUAAAAUUGAGUAGACCAUACAAUGAGAAAAAAUGGCCAAAAAAUGCAAAUGUGAACUACUGGUUCACAUAAUCAGCAAAGAAACUGAAAAAACUUUCUUUAAGUGAUUUUCUCAGUCUGGCUUGAACUCUUGAAACCAAACAAUUUUCGCACCAUAUUGUAAUUUUUUCAGAUGUAUAUAUGAUUAUUCCUCACACUGAAAACACUCAAACAACCACAUAUUUUUCAGCUUGACUGCACACACACACACACACACACACACACACACACAUUCCCAUCCACACGAGUACCAUUGCGCUCACUCUCUUUAAAAGAUAAAUGAUUUGUGCAAACCAACUCCAAAGUGUUUAAGCUCAUCACUCCGUCCGUGUCUGUCCUCCAAAAGCAGUAGCUGAUAAUAGCGUGUAACAUUUCAUUUCCUGUGGUCAUUUAAACAUGUUUCAAAACGACUUGUGGAGCCCUUCGGUGAUGACACCCUGAUGAUGGCUAUCAGUGGGUCUCAAUGGAGACCUUGAAGAGCCUCUAUUUCCAAGCCCUUCACAUACCUGGCAGCUGUAUGUAUAUGUGCUAUCAUCCCUACACUCCAAGGGCGAUCAGAGCCAAUAUGCACCUAACAUUUGGAAUUGGGCGCAACAAGUUCCAUCUGAAGGGAGUUGGAUAAGAGCAUUAAAAAAAAUGAGAAAUGCAUUCCUGGAUGCACUUUGAUGCUGCAAGAUGUUUCUGAUAGAUUUUUCCUUCCAAAAUUGAGGGCAUGAAUGGGCUGUCAACAAAGCUUUUGAUGGUGGACCACAUGAAAUGAAAGUGGAGGUGAAGCCAUUCUUUUCUCCUUUCAAUAGCCAUAGUUAUGGCCCACUAAUAGGCUAUGCUUGGUAAUCACCGCCUAUUGUGUUUGUUGCUUCUUUCACAUUAUUGUGGGGUGGACCUCUCUUUGUAAGGAAAUAUGAGUGUGUCGCGCUACUGUAAUUGCUGCUGGAAUCAUCAUUGCAGUCUGGAAAGUUUUGGGAUCGCCGUGUCACUUCCACACUCACACACACAUGCGACAUCCAGUUAUGACAGCAUGUAAAUCAGUUCCUCACAACUGAAUGAUACGUUUCAUAAAAUUGCCUCUAUUAUACAAAGCAGAUAUUUCCAUAAAGGCUGGAAGGACUUCAUUACUAUUCCUUAAAAGCCACGUUUGGGUUAUUAUAGACUCUGAUAAGAUAGUCCUUUUUCACAAGUGCAAAGGAUUUUUCAGUCUAUUCUUGUCAGGUAAUUGCAGGUGGCCUUAUAAUG